ACAGAAAGACUUUCAAUGUUUUAUAGUGGUGCAACCUGUGAUUUCUCAAGUCUACUACAUUGAUGUUUCAUUGAUCUGUGUCUAUCAGGGUGAUCUUUGAUUGGCUUUCCACUUCUAGAAGUUAAAGAGUUUUGAACCUGGCAACUCCAAAACAAUGGCAGAGAGCACACCGGACUCCAACCCAUCCACCAAGGUGAUCCAGAAUCAGGAAAAGACUGACUGUAAGGACACAUUUGAAGUGUCUGAUUCUGCAGCAGUAGCAGCAGUCAAAGCCAGACCUUCAGACCUGGGGCUGAUCCGAAGCCUGUCCAAGUCGGACUCUGACUUGUUGGCGUCACCGCCCGGGGAGGAGGAUGGAGGAGGUCUGGCCGGCCGCAGUGGGUCCGUGUCUAACUGCAGCUCCGGGCAGCCGUCCAUGGAGCGCAUGCCUUCUUUUGCCUCCGAGUGGGAUGAGAUUGAGAAGAUCAUGAACCUGAUUGGAGCAGGCAUUGAAACAUCCAAAAAGAAACAGCCCACAUCAAGCUCAGAUGGGGCCUGUGGUAAAGCCCUGGACCAGCCGGUGGGAGAGUGGCUGGAGCACGUGGGGCUGCCGCAGUACGAGAGCAAGUUCCUGCUCAAUGGCUUCGACGACCUACGAUUCAUGGGAAGUAACGUGAUGGAGGACCAGGAUCUCAGAGACAUGGGGAUCACUGACCCAGGACACAGAAAGAAAAUCCUUCAUGCGGCACGCAGCUUGCCUAAGGUAAAAGCACUGGGCUGUGAUGGCAGCACAUCUCUUGCCUCCUGGCUGGAUGGUCUGGGCCUGCAUGAAUAUCUUCCUAACUUUCUCUCAAGUGGCUAUCGUACACUGGAGUGUGUGAAGAACCUGUGGGAGCUGGAGCUUGUCAAUGUUAUUAAAGUUGGUCCCCUGGGCCACAGGAAGAGGAUCGUUGCUUCUUUAGCAGAGAGACCAUAUGAAGAGGCUCCCUCUAAGUCACGUCGUCUGUCUCCAAUCUUGUUUCAUGACCUCCUGUCCCAGACCACAUCCCCCCUCAGUCAGAUGGACCCCUACACCAGUCGCUCCAUGGACAUGCUCCUGCCCUUGACUGAGCCCGACCGCAGGCGGAGAGGUGUCGACCAAGACUGUAGUCUUUCUUUGCGCUCAUAUUGCGAGAGGCCGCGCUCUGUAGACAGACAAAGUGAACGACAUAAAGACUCACGUUUAAACCUCCGGCCCCCGAGCCAUUCUGCUACCUAUGCCACUGUAUCUGCCUGGCAUCACCAGCCUGAGAAACUCAUCCUGGACUCCUGCGGAUAUGAGGCAACAUACCUAGGAUCAUUGAUAAUCAGGGAUCUACGAGGGAUUGAAUCCACACAAGAUGCCUGUGCUAAAAUUAGGAAAUCAAAGGAUUCUAGAAAGGGUCCGGUAGUCAUACUGUCCAUUACCUAUAGAGGGGUCAAGUUCAUUGAUGCAGCCACGAAGACUAUAGUAGCGGAGCAUGAGAUCAGGAACAUCUCAUGUGCCGCUCAGGACCCAGAUGACCUCUGCACUUUUGCUUAUAUUACCAAGGAUCUGAAGAGUGGCCACCACUUCUGUCAUGUCUUCAGCACUGUGGAAGUGACACAAACCUACGAAAUCAUCCUCACACUGGGACAGGCAUUUGAAGUGGCCUAUCAGAUGGCAGUCCAGUCAAGGGCGAGACAAUACAUCCCUCCUACAUCUCUGACCUCAGAGGUCAUAGAAACCAAAACCAGCCGUCCUGUUCCUCAAACGUGGAAUAGUAUGCGGAGAUCAGCAAUCGACCCCCUGGAGAUGGACCCCGAUAUGCAGUCCCUGGGCAGCACCACCUGGCUCUUGGACCACCGGGACUCCAACAGGCGCCCCGUCAGCACCAAGUACGAGACCACCAUAUUCUGAGGCGGGAUCCCCACAGCCGCCCCUCUGCACCCCUUCGUACCUCCCUCUCUCCCCCCUGCAUCCGGUUUCUUGAUUUAUCUCACACGCACACACAUAAAAACAUGCGAGCCCCGUGCCUUCUCACUGUGAUGGUAUAGCAUCCCUCAGGGCUGCCCACUCCUGCACCCUCCUUUGCCCUGCCCAGCGACCCACACAAACCUCUCUACCCGUCAUGACAAACACUCCUGCGGCCCCCCUGUGCCUCCCCACCACCCCCGGCAGCCUCCCUCGCCUGUUGCUGCUACAGCCCAUGCCGGAGCUCUGGACCGGAUGAUCCUGGACUGAUGUCAUUUUACAGUGGCCCUGCUCUCUCAACCAAACUGCCUCUUCCUCCUCAUCCUCCUCCUCCUGACAACUUGCAUCUGCCUCCAAAUCCCAGAUAGCUCCCAGAGGUUGCAUCUUUAUUAUUCUUUACUCUUUCAGGCCUUAUUUUUAAACUGAUUCUGCACAGGCAAAACAAGCAUGCUCAUUUUCAUUUGGCUCUGUAUGUACACUCCAGAUUGGCUUUAAAUCACAGCAAGUUUGAUUUCCAGGAAAGUUGAGUUUGCAUUAUUAAGUAUACUGAAUAGUUACACAACUGUGUGUAAUGUCAAAGGUUUAACAGAUUGUUAAACUGUUAAAAGAAAAGUUUAACAUAUUGGGAAAUAUCUUUAUGCAGUGUCAUUUUAUCUGUUUUCUAUUAUAUCUUAACUGUUUCUGUUAUAAUCUCAGUACUACUACAAAAUAAAACGGACAAAAAAUUAAAGUCAGUGAGGAACAAUUGUUCAAAUUACACAGAUGUCAGCAAAUUUAGCUUAGCUUGAAGGGAUAGUUUGUUUACUGUGAAACAUGGUUGUAUGAGGCACUUGUCAAAAAUGUGUUAGCCAGGGAAGAUGCCAGUCAGCUCAGCCCCUUUAAUAAGAAACUAGCCAGACUGGAAGCUAGGCUAUAUUUCAUGGCAGAGGAGGUUAUUUUAGGGCCCCAGGUGGUGCUUUUAGCACUGGUAACUCUCACAAUUUCUGGUUUUGAUGCACUUCUCACUGCCAUUUAUUGUUGCUAGGUGAAGAAGGUUGUUCUGGGUUGUUUCAAAAGUUGUUAAACUUUUUUUCGAAAGGAGUGCUGUGAGCAUGAUGACAAAACAGCUGAUGCUGAAGGUGUUUUUUAAGUACUCAUUUGCGCGAGAAGUAUAACACUGAGUGCUGGACUUGGUUUUACAUUGAAAAUAAGUGCUACCAUAGCUACAAGCGGAUACAGCCCCUUACACUGUAUUUUAGCAAUUUUUGGAGGGUUGCCAUCAUUUUAGCCAGGACAGUAGAUAAAGAAAGAAACGGGAAGAGAGAGAGCUGCAGGUGAGACUUGAACCUUGGGCUGCCAACUCUGAUCUCUAUACUCUCUAUUCAUUAGGCAUGACUCAACUGCUUUACUUUGCUGUCAGCAAGCCACUUUAUUUAGCACUACCCUCCAACUGUGAUACAUACAAGCUCCUCUGCCUGCUAGAUUACAUGACACAAACGGCCCCAUCUGCAGCAAUAUGUAUAGCCUAGUUUCCAUGUCAGCAUUCUGGCUAGUUUCUUAAUACAGGGGCAUCUCCUGUGGCUACUCCACUUACUAUUGACAAGUUCCUCAUAUAACCCCACAUAAAAAUAGAACUAUCCCUUUAGAGAUUUCAAACAAAGGAAAACAGCUAGCCUGGGUCUUAUCAGCAAGAUAGUAAAUAUCCUAAACUAGUACAGAAAAAGAUGUUUAAAGCUGCAACUGUUCUGCUACUCUGUGAGAUUGCAACCUGGGUAUGGUAAAACAAAAGAAAAGUCUAAUCAUGCUGGUUAAAAUCAAGCAUGAAUCAUUUUAUUUUUGUCCUGAUUUGGAAAUCAAAACAUGUAGUCCAAUAGUUAACCUCCAUCCUUAUUCACACUUUAUUUCCAGUUAGAAUUAAACUUUAGAUGAUUGGUGUUCCUUAGUGAGCUGUGAUUGCUGGUGGGUUUAUUUGUUGACGUUCAACAGUGCAAAGUGAGCUGUUUCCCUGUUUCCAGUCUCUAUGCUAAGCUAGGUUUCCUGGCUGCUGGUGGUAUUUUCACGUCAUAAAUACACAUUAAAUGUUAAACUUUUCUUUUAACAGGCACUUUAGACAUUUGUUCAGAUUAUAAGUCCUUUAAAGCAUGGUUAUUUUUUAGUUUCAUUUAACAUCAUUUCUUAUUUUUAAUUUACUGAAUUAUUUGAUUGUUUUGCCUCAAGACAGUUAUAUAUUUUUUUUCUUUCUCCAUCUUUAGCCUGUCCUGUCUUACCAGGCAUCUACCACUGUGAGGCACUAUGAGGAGGCUGCUUUGCUAGCAUGGGAUGCAAGACAGACGGACAAUUAAUCAAAGAAAGAUAAAACAGCAACAUGCAGCAAAACAACCUGUUUUUUUAUUUCUACGUAUUUGUACAGUAGUCAUAUUGCAACACGAUGGAUCGAUCAUGAAUCCAUCACUGAUGUCUGAACUCAAACGGACCAAGAACUGAACCCUCGUACUCACACGCAGGAGGACAACUUCACAACACUUUAUGGAGGACGACAGCCUUACUUCAUUUCGGGUUAUCUAUAAUCAACUAAAGCCCCCACCUUCUUGAGUAUCACACCCACCACAACCCAAACAACUGCACGCCAACCCUUUGCUUCUAGAAGACUUUAAAAAAGAUGACACUGCUGAUUUCCAGGUGUUUUUAUUGACUGUGACUGGCUGCGAUGGGACGUUGAUGUAAUGAUGGUACAGUUUAGUCCAGAUGAGUUUUUGCCCUGGCCUUGUACUGCCCACUCUGCAGUCUCUCAGCAUUCAUGGUAGCGGUGAGAGACUGCAAAGAAUCACAGCAUCUUCUUGUCAAUUUAAAAAAAAGAGAAAACACUGUGUUGAAAUAUGGCACUAUCCCUUUUAAUACCUUUUCUUUUCUUCUUUUCUUACCGUGCAAAUAGUGCAUUUUGUGAUACUUUUUGAUAGACCGGGUCUGACUGAUACUUUUGGGGAGAGUGAAGAAAAUAUUUUAGGCAAAAAUACAAAUAAUACAACCCAAAAGACAAAAAUAACACAAGUGUACCAACAUUGGUUGCACAUUUCACAACAUAGUAAUCAAAACAAAAACAUCCUCUGCACGAUUUCAUUUGACUCGACUGUAUUAAUGAGCCUCGAGCACAAUUGGGCGCAUGUUUCCUAACAUAGCAUCUUAUUAUCAUGAUUACAUGGGUAGGUAUCCACGCUGUUUCACACUAAUUUAAGAAUUAGGUUCAGUACAUGCAAAGUGUGUCACUUGAAAACAAACAACAAUGAAAAGAAUUCCACCACAUUAAAAAGGAGCCAAAUCCAAGUGUUGCUCUGCUGUCGUGUUAAUGCGAAUGGAUUUGUUAUGCCGAGAACGUGACACCUCCCCCUCCACCUUUUUUAAAAGAUUUUCCUCACUGCACUGUGACUCAAAAAAGCUCGUUGUGGAGUCAACACGAAUCUGUGGGUUCUCCCCUGUGUGCACUACCUGCUGUGCGUGCUGUAUGCCUUGUUCCUUGUCUGUCCUCAUGGGAGUUUGGACUGUUAACAUCACUGUCCGCUGUCCUUGUUUUUUCAUGUGUGCUGCAGGAGAAGGGGAGGCAUUGAGCUCCUGUGUGGCUGCAGACUGACUGUUUUAAAGAUGUAGCUGGUCUGUGUGCGGUACCGUGGCUGUGUCUUUGCCACCUUGUUCUGACUGUUAACUGUUAGCUUCCACUGAUGAUGCAUGAUGGCAGUGUUUCUUUGUGUUUUGUACCCUUUGAUGCACUCGGCCUGAGCAGUCUUUGUAUGUACCGUAGCAGUGUCUCGUCUCUCUUCACUCAUCUGCUUUUUAUGUUCCCUCUCAGAAAAAAGAACAAUACAGCGAUUCAUCCUCAUA
Molecule: messenger RNA, 5803 nt
Organism: Cheilinus undulatus (humphead wrasse)
Lineage: Eukaryota; Metazoa; Chordata; Actinopteri; Labriformes; Labridae
Gene: anks1ab
Product: ankyrin repeat and sterile alpha motif domain containing 1Ab
Exons: 13
Coding region: 155-1897 (580 amino acids)
Cellular component (GO): cytosol
Molecular function (GO): protein binding
Source: RefSeq, a predicted model, not a curated record